Messenger RNA from Macaca mulatta (Rhesus monkey), 1690 nucleotides. RefSeq names its product patr class I histocompatibility antigen, B-1 alpha chain-like. The record is from RefSeq and is a predicted model, not a curated record. Lineage: Eukaryota; Metazoa; Chordata; Mammalia; Primates; Cercopithecidae. Gene Ontology annotation, cellular component: external side of plasma membrane. Gene Ontology annotation, biological process: antigen processing and presentation of endogenous peptide antigen via MHC class Ib; positive regulation of T cell mediated cytotoxicity; immune response. Gene Ontology annotation, molecular function: peptide antigen binding; signaling receptor binding.
AUUCGGCUCAAGAGCCCAAGUGGGUUCACCAAGUGAAUCCUGCACUGGGGCUGCAGGCGUAGCUGCCAGCCAGUCCGGAGCCGAGCUUGCACUUCUCAGCUCUCGGGCUGUCGAUGGGACUGGGCGCCACUGAGCAGGGGGCAGCUCCCGUCGGCACCACCGUGUCCCGGCCCGGCCGCGGGGAGCCCUGCUUCAUCGCCGUGGGCUACGUAGAGGCCACGCAGUUCAUGCGGUUCGACAGUGACGCCGCGAAUCCGAGGAUGGAGCCGCGAGCGCCGUGGGUGGAGCAGGAGGGGCCAGAGUAUUGGGACCGGGAGAUACGAAGCGCCAAGACCCACGCAGAGACUUUCCAAGGGAACUUGCAGACCCUGCUUCGCUACUAUGAGAGCGAAGCCGGUGAGUGACCCCAGUCCGGGACGCAGGUCACGACUCCUCCCCGUCCCCUACGGACGGCCCGGGUCGCCGUGAGUCUCCAGGUCCGAGAUCCACCCCGAGGCUGCGGGACCUGUCUGGAGCGUCGACUUGGGAGAGCCCCAGGCGCGUUUACCGGGUUUCAUUUUCAGUUUAAGCGAAAAUCCCCGCAGGUGCGUCGGGUGGGGGCGGGGCUUGGUGAGCGGGGCUGAGCGUGGGGGAGCGGCCAGGGUCUCACACCUUCCAGGAGAUGUUUGGCAGAGUAGUAGGUUCCAAGGACCGCCUCCUCCGCGGGUAUGAGCAGCAUGCCUAAGACUACAAGGAUUACCCCGCCCUGAACGAGCACCUGUGCUCCUGGACUAGGACGGCUCAGAUCACCGAGCCCAAGUAGGAGUAGGUUGAAGAGGCAGAGCAAUCCAGGGCCUACCUGGAGGGCGUGUGUGUGUAGUCCCUACACAGAUACCUGGAGUACGGGAAGGAGACCCUGUAGCGUGCGGGUGCCAGGGGCGAUGAGGCGUCUCCCUGAUUUGUAGAUCUGGCUGGCCUCCCACGAGGAGGGGAGGAAAAUGGGAUCAAUGGUAGAAUAUCGCUCUCCCUCUGGGUUUCAUAUCGUGAGAUGUGACUCUGAGGGACAAUUAAGUGAUGAAGUCUCUUGAGGGAAUGGAGGGGAAGACAAUCCCUAGAAUACUAAUCAGUGACUCCCUUUGUCCCCUGCAGCAGUUUUGGGUACCACAGGGCGAUUUUCUCUCAGACCUUCUUCUCUGCCUCACAGUCAGUGUCUUUGGAGGUCUGAUUGCAGCCUUUCUGCGUCUCUUGGCUUCUACCUGGGUCAGAAGCUUAAGUCCUCAGAGACCUGGAGCCUCUCAACCUAGGCUGCAUUAUCCAGAUUCUAGACCUUUCCAAGGAAUAGGAACAUUAUCCCAGAUUCCUGUGAUAAUUAUUCCUGUGAUAAAUCCCAGGCUGGUGUCUGGGUUUUGCGCUCUCUCCCCGACCCCAGGUGUCCUGUCCUGUCCAUUCUCAGGAUGGUCACAUGGGCGCGGAGUGCAAAGUGUCUGAAUUUUCUGACUUUUCCUCUCAGACCCCUCAAAGGCACACGUGAUCAGCCGCCCCAUCUGACCAUGAGGCCACCCUGAGGUGCUGGGCCCUGGGCUUCUACCCUGUGGGGAUCACACUGACCUGGGUGUGGGACGGGGAGGAUCAAACUGAUAGUGAAUGAGUCUCAUGAGAUCUGAUGGGGUUUUUCUGUUUGUUUUGUUUUGUUUUUUCUGAGAGGGACUCU